AUGGCAGAGAGGGGGGAUCCCAAUACCCACCUGCUUCAGGAGCUCGAGGCCCUCUCUCAGACCCUCUACCAGUCUCACACAACCCGGAGGACCGCCUCCCUCGCGCUCCCCCGCACCUCAGCGGCCACGUCGGCAGGCCCCGAACCGCCGCCGGACCGCCAUGGGGGGGAGGAACUGGCACUCCGCCGCCGCGCCGAGGAACCGCCUCACAAACCUCGGGGGCGCCGCAUGUCGUUGUCGCCUUGGCGCACUCGCCCGAAGCAGCAGAAUGAGGAGGACGAUGACAAGGACGACCGACACCGGCAGCGCCACCAGUCUUCUGGCAGGACAAACACCCAGCAGGAGCCCGCCGCCGAGGCCGAGGCGGCGGCCGUGGGGGAGAAGAAGGGCGGUAUAUGGAAAUGGAAGCCGAUGAGAGCGCUGUCUCACAUUGGGAUGCAGAGGCUGGGUUGCCUCUUUUCGGUUGAGGUGAUCGCCGUCCAGGGACUGCCGGCCUCCGUGAACGGCCUGCGGCUGUCGGUGGCCGUGAGGAAGAAGGAGACCAAAGACGGCGCCGUGCAGACCAUGCCGUCCAGGGUGCUCCAGGGCUGCGCUGACUUCGAGGAGACCUUGUUCCUCCGUUGCCACAUAUACUGCAGCGGCGGAGGGAGCUCUGGGAAGCAGCUCAAAUUCGAGCCUCGCCCCUUCCUCAUAUCCACCGUCGCCGUCGACGCCCCCGAGCUCGAUUUCGGGAAGGGGACUGUGGACCUGAGCCUGCUAGUGAAGGAAUCCAUGGAAAAGAACCUCGACGGGGUGAGGGUCCGGCAGUGGGACCGGAGCUUCAAGCUUUCAGGCAAGGCCAAGGGUGGAGAGAUGAUCCUCAAGCUCGGCUUCCAGAUAAUGGAGGACGGCGGCGUUGGGAUCUACAACCAGGCCGACGGCGUUAGAUCCACCAGCGGCAGAGCCAGGGAAUCGUCUUCUCCUUUCAGCCGGCGGAUGUCCAAGUCCUCCUUUAGCGUGACCAGCCCCAGGGUGUCGACCCGGCUGGAGCCCGCCAUGCCGGCGGUGGCGGACGGGUCUUCUUCCUUGGACUACCGUGGGAUCGACGACUUCAACCUUGAUGAGCCGGCGGGGGCCUUCACCUCUGGCACGCCGUCGGUGCAGAGAUCGGAGCCGGAAGACCAGGACUUGCCGGAGUUUGAGGUGGUCGAUAAAGGAGUGGAGGAGAUCCAGGGUGCAGGAGGAAGAGCGCAGAAGAAUGAAGAAGAAGAAGAAGAAGCGCCAGCGGGCGGCGGCGAGGAAACGGACGAUGAUGAUAAGUCAGCGUCCAGCGAGGUCAUCGUGAAGGAAGUGGUGGUGCCCAACCAGGCCCAGCAGAGGCGGCUGACUGAGCUCGACUCCAUCGCGAAGCAGAUCGAGGCGCUGGAGUCGCUGAUGACCCGCGCAGGAGAAGACGAGGCCGCCGGGGGGAAGACGGCGGCGGAACUGGAGGCCCACGGCCUGGACGCGGACGAAGAGACGUUGACCAGAGAGUUCCUCCAUAUGCUCGACCUGGAGGACGGCGGGAAGAGGCACGACUCGUCUGUCGCGACGGCGACCUCGCCCCGGGGCUCCGACAACGGGGACGCCCCCGCCGUGUGCCUCGUCUCCGACCUCGGAAAGGGCCUGGGACCCGUCGUCCAGACCAAGGAGGGCGGCUACCUGGCCGCCGUGAACGCCUUUAACACGGAGGUCUCGAGGAAGGAGACGCCCAAACUGGCCAUGCAGAUCUCCAAGCCGCUGGUCCUCCGCGACCAAAAGAACUCGGCCAGCGGGUUCGAAAUCUUCCAGAGGAUGGCUGCGAUGGGGUCGGAGGAGCUUUGCUCCAAUCUGCUCUCGCUGGCUUCAAUGGACGACCUGAUGGGGAAAACCGCCGAGCAGAUUGCCUUCGAAGGUGUCGCCUCUGCGGUCAUCAGCGGUAGGAACAAGGAGGGGGCUACCUCCAGCGCCGCCAGAUCGGUCGCCGCCGUCAAGAACAUGGCCGCCUCCUUGGAGACCGGGAGGAAGGAGAGGAUCCUCACCGGCAUCUGGAACGCGGGGGAGGAACCCGUUGCCGCGGAGGAGAUCCUCGCCUUCACCCUUCAGAAGAUCGAGGCCAUGGCGCUGGAGGCCCUCAAGAUCCAGGCGGACAUGGCGGAAGAGGAAGCCCCCUUUGACAUCUUCACCCUCGCCGGCAAAGACGACCCGAACCCGCCCCUGGCCUCCGCCAUCCCCGUCGACGAUUGGGCCGCCAGUGGGAUCGCACCACCCGCCGCCGCCGGCGUGACCAUCCUGGUGAUCGUCCAGCUGAGGGACCCCCUUAGGAGGUACGAGACGGUGGGUGCUCCCAUGGUGGCCCUCGCGCAGGCCGCAGCAGCGGCGGGGGGCGGCGGGCAAGACGACGAAGUGGCGGCGACGUUCAAGGUGGAGAGCCUCCACCUGGGGGGGAUGAGGGCGAGGGGAGCGGGGAGGAGGGGCGGCGGCGGUUGGGAUGGGGAGAAGCAGCGGCUGACUGCGAUGCAGUGGCUGGUGGCCAACGGCAUGGGCCGGCCGGGGAAGAAGGGGAAGGCGGCGCCGGUGAGAGGGGGUCAGGACCUUCUCUGGAGCAUGUCCUCGCGGGUGAUGGCGGGAAUGUGGCUGAAGCCGGUGAGGAACCCUGACGUCAAGUUCCCGCGGCAGCCAUAG
Messenger RNA from Spirodela intermedia, 2682 nucleotides. The record is from the annotation of a GenBank genome assembly. Lineage: Eukaryota; Viridiplantae; Streptophyta; Magnoliopsida; Alismatales; Araceae.